Closterium sp. Naga37s-1 is the source of this 540-nucleotide messenger RNA. Lineage: Eukaryota; Viridiplantae; Streptophyta; Zygnematophyceae; Desmidiales; Closteriaceae. The record is from the annotation of a GenBank genome assembly.
AUGCUGGAUGCGCCAGCUCGGUCCAUGCAGUUCUACCCCGAGUGGGCAGAGUUCCGCGAGGUCAUCUGCAUGAAGUACGAGGCCGCGGGAGUUUCAUCCGACGUUUUCUACUACGUCAUCAGCAGCGACCCCAACAAAGAGGCGCUGGCGAUGCGGAAGGUGUCGGAGAGGCGUUCUAAUGUCAACGCGGACGCCAAGGUCUAUGGCAGAGGUCCUGGUGGGUGCAUUCCGGAGAGCAAGUGGCACAUUCUCGCGGAGGAGAAUGUGGCGCCGUCCAUCUCGCCUGUCUAUGGGCCUGGUGCUAACUGGCAUUUCUUUGCGACAAGCAACCGCCCGUUUGCCAACCUCGCUUUCCAGCUGACUCUCCUUCGUGGGCUUUCCAGCAAGCGUGCAACCAUGCUGCACGUGAAGAUCCCUACUGUGGGCUACAUCCUAAACGUGGUGGAGUGGCCCCUGGUGAACGCAAGGGGGCGCCAGAACCCGUCUCUUGACACUGCAGAGGCAGUGAACCGCCAGAAUGUGGCGCACAAGAUCGACUAG